Messenger RNA from Ogataea angusta, 699 nucleotides. RefSeq lists its product as uncharacterized. The record is from RefSeq and is a predicted model, not a curated record. Gene Ontology annotation, cellular component: intracellular anatomical structure. NCBI's taxonomy places the organism in Eukaryota, Fungi, Ascomycota, Pichiomycetes, Pichiales, Pichiaceae. Bases 1 to 699 code for a protein of 232 amino acids. The transcript has a single exon.
AUGUACGCUUCACCUACCAUAGACAGCAUUGGCGGCGAAGUGGCCAUUCGGAAGCCAGAGUACGUUUCGCGUGGCAUCAGACAGCCAUCACAGAGUGUACAGAAGCUCAUUCAUAGCCUGGGCCUCGCUAAACACCAGGAAGGCGGGUAUUUCAAGGAGACAGACAGAUCGCCGUUCUAUAUGGAAAGCCCUUACUAUCCGGGACACAACAGGGGGACCGAAGGCGAGCCUCUGAGGCUGGGAAAAUCACAAGAGCCGGUUCUGCCUCAUCCAGAAGACGCGCAAAAGAAAAUUGCUCCUUACAGGAACACCUCAACCUUAAUUCAUUAUCUAUUGACUUGCGAUGCCUACAUGGGAAGACUCCAUAAAAACCAUUCUCGCAUAAUUCACAUUCUACAAAAAGGCCGCGGCCAGUACGUCCUAGUGUACCCUGACGGCACGGUGAAAUCGUUUAUUGUUGGUUUUGAUCUGGAAAAAGGAGAGGUGACUCAGUGGGUGGUCCCCGGGGAGGUGUACAAGGCUUCUUUUUUGCUGCCGUUGAGCGAGGAGCCAUCUGCCGACGACCAUUUGCUGAUCAGCGAGGUUGUGGUUCCGGGGUUUGAAUUUGACGAUCAUCGGUUUAUGCAAAGCUACAACGAGCUGGAGGCGCUGGUUGGCGAGCGUGCCGAGGAGCUGAAAUGGCUGCUGGAGGCCAACUGA